AUGUCCAAGAAACAGUCCCCUCGCCCGCCCGGCACACCGCACCAGGUGAGGAGCCCGGCACAAGUCAAGCCGGCCUCUUCCCAGGACGGCAGCCCAGCGCCCGCGGUUCCGCCCAGGCCCAAAAGCACUCCUGCCAGACCCGAAAGCUCGCCUGCCCGGUCGAACCAGUCCCCUGCCCGGCCGAAUCACACUCUCGCCAAACGGCACACGAUGCCAGCAAAGUCACCGCAGUCGCUUCGCGUUCGCUGGCGGACGUGGUCCGAGUUGACGGUCAAGCUCGAUGGCCUGCCCCUCGGCGUAACUUCAGAGCAUUUAUGGGCCAUGUUCUCGUCGUACGGCAACAUUUCCUGGAUGGAAAUCUCUGCCCAAGACCAAGGGCGAGGUCCCGUGUCGGCCAAGAUUCGCUUUGAACCCCCACCAAAACUUGAUUUCUGGUCUGCCGGUACGGUUCGCAGGGAGCACCCCAACAAACGCAAUUUCCCUCGCGGACUCACAAUCACUGUGGCACUCCUCUCCACUGCCGCAUCUGCGCGGUGGCGCGUCAACAAAGACUCGCAUCGACGCGAGUAUCCUUGCAAAAUGACGGAAAGCCUUCGACAGCUCGACUUUGGAGACAUGGUUGGGCCGACGGCAAUGACAAUCAUGAGGUCUAUCACGGCGUCGUCUGCACCUAGAAGAAUGAGAUUGGAGCUUGACGUCAAGUACAAGCGCGUCACUGUCUACUUUUCUGUUCCCGCAAAGACGCCGUACUGGACCAACACGAGACAGUUUUGUGUCAAAAUCGACAUAUCCACCAUCAAAAACGUGUACCAGACCACCUCCGCCGACGAGAGUGUUGUCUGGGUGCUUCCCCUCUCGCGGCCCCCUCAAUACUUUUGGAGGACCAACGACAUCGACAUCACCCUUGCGAACAAUCCUCAGACCUGGAGCGACAGAGACACCUGGUUUCGGGCGACGGACAUAGCCGAGGACCUGGAAAUGCCAAUGAACUAUCCCGUCGCUAUCCACAACAUUGUCGACGAUUCGGAGUACGUCGAGAUUGGCCGUUGGACCACGUUCCGUCUUGUGCUCGCAGGCAACCCCAACCACGAGAACAAAGGCAUCCAGCAGCUGCGCAUGGCACUGGAAGAUGUCAACGUGACAGUGGUGAACUGCGGCGACUUCCAGUUCCAGAGGGGCGGCAAAACCAUGUGGGACUACUUGGACCAUCCGCCUUCCAUGGCCAAGGGUCAGGCCUCGGCCCUGCUACAAAUGGCUGCGCCUUCCAUCAUACAUUUGCCCUUCAACGUGCGAUAUCAACUCGAAGUUUGCGUCUCUCGGGGCAUCCUCAACGAACACACCGUCACGGCCGAGUUUCUCCAAACGCUCGCUGCCCUUAAACCCUUUGACGCCACUCGCCGCCUCGAGUACCUAGCCGACCAAAACGAACCGCUCUUUGACCCGAUGCAGCUCUUCACCAACUUGGAUGCCGAGUCUUACGUGCCCAACACAAAGACCCCCUACUACUGCACCCUCGUACAAAAGGCCGUCGUCACGCCAACUACCGUACGCUUCAACUCGCCGACCGUUGAAACGUCCAACAGGGUCGUACGCAAGUACAGCCACAUGCAGGAUCGUUUCUUACGUGUUCAGUUUACCGAAGAGGUCGAACAGGCCCGGCUAGCUAGUAACAAGCUGCAGAAUGACCAGGUCUGGAAACGCGUGCUUCGAGCCCUCUACAAAGGCAUCCGCAUCGGCGAUCGCGUGUACGAGUUCCUCGGCUUUGGCAGCUCGCAGCUCCGGCAAUGCGGCGCCUACUUCUUCUGCCCGACCGAGCACGUUUCGUGCGAGGAUAUCCGGCGUUGGAUGGGGGACCUCAACCACAUCAGGGUCGUCGCCAAAUACGCGGCCCGACUGGGGCAAUGCUUCUCGACGACGAGAGAGAUUCGCAGCAUCUGCCGGCCUACGAUGCAGCGCAUCCCCGACAUUGAGAGAGACGGCUACUGCUUCACCGACGGUGUCGGCAUCGUCUCCCAGUUCCUCGCCAGCUUCAUCAUUCAAGAGAUGGAUCUGGACGUGCUCGACGAGCCGACGGCGUUUCAGUUCCGCAUGGGAGGAUGCAAGGGUGUUUUGACUGUUUGGCCGCAGGCCAAGGGCAUGGAGGUCCUCGUCCGGGAGUCGCAAGAAAAGUUCAAGGCCAAAUCCAACGGCCUCGAGAUUGUUCGGUGCGCAAGAUUUUCGUCAGCCACACUCAACCGGCAAACAAUCACCAUCUUGGAGAGCCUUGGGGUGCCCACGAGCGCCUAUUUGAAUCUUUUGGAGAAUCAAAUCAGGGAUUACCAGAGUGCAAUGGAAGACAACUCUGUUGCCAUCGCCCUGCUCACCAAAUUUGUUGACGAGAACCGGUCGACGCUCAUCUUGGCUGAUCUGCUCAAGGCGGGCUUCAAGAGCGAGGACGUUCAAGAGCCCUUUACCAUGAAUCUUCUGAAGCUGUGGAGAUCUUGGUCUUUGAAGCUCCUCAAGGAAAAGGCAAGAAUACACGUUCCCAAGAGUGCCUUUGUGCUCGGUUGCGUCGACGAAAGUGGCACGCUCCGCGGCCAUUCGAAAAUCUUCUUGCAGCUUACGGAUCCGACGCGCUGCGACCAGACAAUCAUUGUCAAAGGCGUCUGCAUCGUUGGCCGAAACCCUUCCCUGCACCCUGGCGACAUUCGGGUGGUCCAGGCCGUCGAAAAUCCCAGGCUCCGCCACUUGAAGGACGUGGUCGUGUUUUCCUCCAAGGGCGACCGGCCGGUUCCAAACAUGCUGUCCGGGGGUGACUUGGACGGCGACGACUUCUUCGUCGUAUGGGAUCCCGCUCUGAUACCCGGAGAAUGGAACUUUCCGCCGAUGGACUACUCCGGGCCCAAGCCGCGAAAGCUGUCAAGAGACGUGAACGUAGACGACAUUCGGGACUUCUUCGUCAAGUACAUGAAGUACAACGUCCUGCCCCUGAUUGCGCAUGCUCACCUUGCCCACGCGGAUAUGUCUGGGCCCAAGUCGCAGCAAUGCCUUCUUCUCGCCGAUCUGCACUCCAAAGCCGUCGAUUAUCCAAAAACCGGCGAGCCAGCCGAGCUUGGCCCAAAGCUGCAGCCGAAGAAGUGGCCGCACUUUAUGGAGAAGAGGAACUCGUACGUGUCCAAGAAGGCCCUAGGCGUCAUCUUUGACAAGGUAGUCAAGCGGACGGUCGAGUUCCGGCCGGACUGGCAGACGGCGUUCGACCAGCGCAUCAUCACGCGAUUCGAGCUCGACCAAGAUACGCUGGACACGGCGAGGAGCAUCAAGACACAAUACGAUAUUUGCGUCCGUCGCGUCCUGGCUCAACACGACGUCGCGACCGAGUUUGAGCUGUACACGACAUGGGCCAUGUCCACGCCUGAGACGGAGAACCAGUACAAGCGACAGGAAAACCUCGGUCGCGAGUUCGAUAUUUUGAAGGCGCGAUUUCGUGAGCAGUGCUACGAGGCGUCGGGGAGCGAUCCAGAUAAGCUCGAACAGUUUGUCGCGGCCAUGUACGUGGUGACGGACGAAACCGGAAAUGCUGUGUCCGCGAAGCAACUGGAGGCGAAAUCGAUGCCUCUCAUAAGCUUCCCGUGGAUCUAUCAUGGGAUCUUGGCCCAAAUCGCGACGGGUAUCAAGCACGAGCCGAAAAAGUCUCGUUUGGCGGCUGCCUGGCAUAGCCAGUACAAAUUCGCUCCCUUGACGGCUCGGCAUUCGCCGGUCCUCGCUGCCGAUGGUGAAGACACAAAGUCUGUCUCCCCAACUGCAUCAGCAGUCGGUCUUGCAGGCUUGCGGGCUGCAGCAACGUCGGACUCUGAAGCGCCGGAGGAGCUUGGCAGCGGCAUUGAGGGGAACGAACUUGCAAAGGAAAACGGUGAGGAGGCCGUGGAGCAGAUUUCAGAGGAAAAGAGGAAAGACGAUUGCGAUCUCGAGGCGGUCGAUGCAGGCGAGGAGCCCAAAGGCGAGAACGCCAUGGAUCGGCUGGCGUCUCUCAUGGGAUUCGACGAAGACGAAGGAUUUGACUGA
This is a messenger RNA of Hirsutella rhossiliensis, 4041 nucleotides long. Its product is annotated as RNA dependent RNA polymerase domain-containing protein. NCBI's taxonomy places the organism in Eukaryota, Fungi, Ascomycota, Sordariomycetes, Hypocreales, Ophiocordycipitaceae. The record is from RefSeq and is a predicted model, not a curated record. Bases 1 to 4041 code for a protein of 1346 amino acids. Gene Ontology annotation, cellular component: nuclear RNA-directed RNA polymerase complex. Gene Ontology annotation, biological process: siRNA processing. The transcript has 4 exons. Gene Ontology annotation, molecular function: nucleic acid binding; RNA-directed RNA polymerase activity.